UAACGGCGGCAAUUAAUCCAUGCGACACGCUCCUUUCGCUUGAGCCCAAGCAGCAGUUUCCACCCACAGGGCAGGUGGUCACCGAACAUGCCAGCAUUCACAAACUUCCUCCGACGCCUCCGGCUUCCCCAUUGCCCUUCCAGCGCGUUCAUGAAUCCCAGCAGCUCGGACUCUGACCCCAAUCCUGCCGUACGCUGACGUAGCUCUUCCCCAUACGGAUCCACAAGAUCGGCGAGUCUCACCAGGUCAACCACCAAACCCUUUGGAUUCAGCACUACCCUAUCGGGGUCUGCCGCCGCAGCAGACGGCGGCGGCAGAGACGGCGCGGGCGGUGCAGGUGCUGUUAUCGCGGGCGCGGCUAGGGUUUGCGGUCGGGGUGGAAUCGUAGGCGGAGCAGGGUACGAGGGGUCGUCACGCGCGAAGAGGCGUUGGAGGUAGAACACAAUGAGGCGGUUGUCGGGGUCCUCCUCGGUGGGGGCAGCUGGCGUAGAUAAGGAGGAGGCCCCGGUGGUGGUGGGCGUUAGUUUGUGGGAUAUGUUGGUGGCGACGCGGCGACGGGAGAAGGUUUGUUUGCGGGAACCUGCGCUCUCGUUGAAAACGGCGCGGUCGAUCUUCGGGGGAGAGAGGAACUCGCUAUCGCGGCGCCGGCGCCGGCCCCGGCGGGAGUCGACGGCGUAGGGCGAUGCGGCAGCUAGGGCCACGAGAUCCGACUGUGUCAGCGCCCGGAGAUCCACUACGGCUGCUACCUCAGUCCCCAUUGCCCAGCGUCGCCGUCACCGGCGGCUGCUGGGCGACGGAGGAUUCGGGGUUUGGCUUAGGAGGGGAGGAAACGCAUGAGUGCAGAGUGCUGGAUGCGACGAGGACGAUGGGGACGGGAGAUGUUCAAGACAGGAGUGGGCCAGUGUGGGUUGAGAUGUCGAGUGGCGCGGCGGGCCCCGUAAUCGAACGGUUACGGUGCCUUCCAAUUUGCGUGUUGAUUUGAUCAAACCCUGGACUGUGAAUACUGAACCCAACUAGUCUCACGUGGUCAUCACUCACCGCGCCGCCGCCGCCGCCACCGCCAGCAAUGGCGCGCCGCCUCUUCUGUGCCACGAGAACGCUCCUCCUUCCUGCCCCAGCUCCCGUGCCGGCGCCCACCUCUGCGUCUUCUGCAGCGGCCGCGGAAGCGUCGGCCUCGCUCCUGCCACUGCUCCCCUGCAAGCGGAGAAAGAAGCUCCUGAGGAAGCUCAACAGCCCACGGGUCGCGCCUAUCGAGCCGGAGGCCGCGCGUCGCGUUCCGGCCCUCGACGCCGUGCUCGACCGCGAUACGGCCUUCCGCUUCCUCCACCGGGCGCGCUCGUUCCUGGCUUCCCUCCCGCCUCCGCACCGGAUCCCCCUUGCCGAGGCUGGAAAGCUGUACCGCGAGCUCGGCUUCCCCCGCGGCCGCAAAGUGUCGCGCUCCGCUACGCGCCACCCGCUGCUGUUCCACCUCCCAGUCGUGGACUCCGUUCCGCACCUCGCGCUCACGCCGUUCAUGUGCUCGCUCCUCGAGGAAGAGCGCCGCAUCCACGACGACCUCCUCCCUUCGCGGGUGCUCGCAGUCAGGAAGCUCCUCAUGCUCACAGCCCACCGUCGCGUGCCGCUCGCGAAGCUCCACCACUGCCGCGCUGUGCUCGGCCUCCCCGACGACUUCCGCGACCGCGUCCAGGACUUCCCCGACGACUUCCGCGUCGUAGUCGAUCCCAGGGACGGCCGCCACUUCCUCGAGCUCGCGCGCUGGGACCCUGCGCUCGCCGUCAGUGCGUUGGAGCGCGACUUCGUCGUGGACGAGCGCCGCGUCCGGCGCACGUUCCGCUUCGCGGUCCCACACCGCCGGUUGAUGCCGCUUGACGCCGAGGACGCCGACCGCCUCGACAUGGCGACCACGUUCCCGUUGGUCUCGCCGUACACCAACGGCGCGCUGCUCAAGCCAUGGACGCCCGAGGCGGAAAAGUACCGCGUCGGUGUGGUGCACGAGUUCCUGAACCUGACGCUGGAGAAGCGAGCGAUGAUCCACCACAUCGUCGAGUUCAAGGAGGAGUUCGGGCUCACGCGGCACAUGUACGAGUCGUUACAGAAGCAGAACCGCGCUUUCUACCUCGCCGGCACAGAGAUGAACUGGGCCUUAUUCCUCAGGGACGCGUAUGACGAAAAUGGCGUGCUCAAGGAGAAGGAUCCCCUCGUGCUGUUCAAUGAGAAGCUUCAGCACUAUGCGUGUAUGAGCAAGAUAGAUUCCAGAGAGACCAUGAUUGAUACUGCAGGCUUGACUGAAUAAGGUCAGCUUUCAGUUGGUUCUGCCGCCAGAAUUCAAUUGUGCUUAUUUGCAGCCAGUAUACAGCACUGAAUGGUCUCACCAGGCUGAUGAGCACCUUAUCGCCAGCGAGGAGCCGCCCUCAUUGAGCCAUGGCUGCAUCUGUUGCUGCCCGUGAAUCAUAGACUGGAUCAGCGCAUCAGAUCGUACACCGCCACGUGGCCCAUUGGAACGAACUGUGACUGGACUCGGCCACCGGUUGUCAGGUACAGUCACCCAAGACAAUGCUGGCUCAACCUCGCGACCAUUCACAUCUUCUUUGGUCGGUGCAAGCGGCAAUUACUGAUCGUCUCACACGCGAAGGAUGUCCAACGUCGCCGCCUGGCUACUAAGUGGGUGAACCAAUGGUUGAACUCAUUGGCCUUUAGAUUUGUGCAAUGGAGUUCUGCAACAUCAAGAUUGAUACUGGCAACUCUAUUGAUAAGACUGCAGGCACAAAUAAAGGUUGGAUCAUGAAGUGAGAUCAAGCUCUUAUGGACAGGUAGCGAACUUCUUAUCCAAUCUUAGCUUAUUCCCAAUCGAGCACACGUGAAGAAGAAUAUUUUGUUUGACUACUGUAAAUGUUUAAGGCCAUGAAAAUUUACAAAUAUGAAAUAGUCGUGGUAUAUGUAUGCUAUUCAAAGGAGACUUCGUCUGCUGUUAACUAUUUCCUUCCGUUGCACACAUGUGAGCUUGCAAGUGCCACACUUAUGGUUUUGACCACACUGAGAUGCAAUGCGAAAAUUAAUAUUGUGUCUAUGGUCUGAAAUGUUCCCCCAACACUACUGAACAGGCUUUGCAGAAACAUAUUCUAGCAAUACUACAU
This is a messenger RNA of Zea mays, 3134 nucleotides long. RefSeq lists its product as uncharacterized. NCBI's taxonomy places the organism in Eukaryota, Viridiplantae, Streptophyta, Magnoliopsida, Poales, Poaceae. The transcript is spliced from 3 exons. The record is from RefSeq and is a predicted model, not a curated record. The coding region runs from base 1067 to 2293 and encodes 408 amino acids. Gene Ontology annotation, molecular function: RNA binding.